ACUGCGCGCGAAGCAAACACGGCGAGGAUAAGGCAAGAUGGCGUCUGACGGUGAAGACGUUAUUGCAGUCGUCACAGUUCAGUGUUCUUAAUCUGUGCGUCCAUGCACACAUAUAUGUCCUUUAUUACACUCUAUUAAAUAGAGUAAUAAUAACUGUUUGUAUAUUAGUCUGAGCGCACUUUGAUGCUUCUCGAUCUAGCUUUGCUUGCUAGUUAGCUUAGCUUGUUAGCUGCUAACAAAGAAGUGAUGAAAACACAUCGCUAAGCAGAGAUCAAGUGUGAGUGUAAAGUGUUGUGAUUGUGUGAAAAUGUGCGAAAGAACCAUAGCAGAGUACGAGGAGGAACUUUGUCCAACAAAAGAGGAGAAGGAGCGACAACAUCAAGUUGUGUUACACACAACAGACAUCCAUCAGCUGAUUGGACACCAAGAAGAAUGUCUCUCUCAUCUGCAGGGGGACAGUUUCACUUUAGAGGAUCCACAGCCCUCACAUUUUAAAGGGGACGAGGAGGAUCCACACAUGAAAGAGGAAGAGGAGGGAGAGUGUCCUGUAGGGCAGGAGGAGGAUGAUGUCAUGACUGUUGUCUCUGUGAAGACUGAAGAGCAUGAAGACAAAGCACGUGAGUCCUCACAGCUUCAUCACAGUCCAAACGUCCAGCAGCCCCUUCACAUUAAAGAGGAAGAGGAGGAUCCACAGCCCACCCACAUUAAAAAGGAAGAGGAUGAUCCACAGCCCACCCACAUUAAAGAUGAAGAGGAGGAUCCACAGCCCACCCACAUUAAAAAGGAAGAGGAUGAUCCACAGCCCACCCACAUUAAAGAUGAAGAGGAUGAUCCACAGCCCACCCACAUUAAAGAUGAAGAGGAUGAUCCACAGCCCACCCACAUUAAAGAGGAAGACGAGGAUACACAGCCCACCCACAUUAAAGAGGAGGAGGAGGAUCCACAGCCCCCCCACAUGAAAGAGGAGGGAGAGUGUGUUGUAGGGCAGGAGGAGGAUGAUGUCAUGACUGUUGUCUCUGUGAAGACUGAAGAGCAUGAAGACAAAGCACCUGAGUCCUCACAGCUUCAUCACAGUCCAAACGUCCAGCGGGUGUCAGCGGGGAGUCAUGAAGAGGAGUGGCACACCAGUGUGGGACAGAAGGAGCUACAGGCCCCCUCCCACAUUAAAGAGGAGCAGCUUCAUGAUGAAGAUGAAGCUCAGUCCUUACAGCUUCAUCACAGUCAAAGUGAGGAGAACAGAGGGGCGGAGCUUGUAAGUCAACACAUCACAGAAGCUGAUGGAGAGCAUUGUGAAGAUAUAAAGUCAGAACCAGACAGCAUCUUUGCUCCACUGUCAGACAUGGACCACAUGAUGUCACACUCUUCUGAUCACAGUGACCACAUCCAAAAACCUUUGGAGAGUCAAAAUGACUCUAAAGGUGAUACGAGACAUCACACUAACAACAAACACUUUGACUGCUCUCAAUGUGGGAAAUCAUUUAGACUGAAGAGUUAUUUUACAAGACACAUGAGAACACACACUGGAGAGAAACAUUUUAUUUGCUCUGUUUGUAAGAAGAGUUUCUCCCAAAAGGAACACAUGACCAGACACAUACGAACACACACUGGAGAGAAACCUUUUCCUUGCUCAGCUUGUGCUAAAAGAUUCAACACUAAGUAUGACAUGAUAUUACACAUGAGAACACACACUGGUGAGAAACCUUUUACUUGCUCUGUGUGUAAGAAGAGUUUCUCCAGAAAGGGUGACAUGAUCAGACACAUGAGAACACACACUGGAGAGAAACCUUUUAAUUGCUCAGCUUGUGCUAAAAGAUUCAACAAUAAGAAGGACAUCAUAUUACACAUCAGAACUCACACAGGUGAGAAACCUUUUAUUUGCUCUGUUUGCAAGAAGAGUUUCUCCACAAAGGAAUGCAUGACCACACACAUGAGAACACACACAGGUGAGAAACCUUUUACUUGCUCUGUUUGUAAGACUACUUUCUCCAGAAAGGGUUUCAUGACCACACACAUGAGAACACACACAGGUGAGAAACCUUUUAAGCAAGCACAGAUACUAAAGGCCUUUUUUCUGAACUUGAAGAUUUAAAGAAA
Messenger RNA from Entelurus aequoreus (snake pipefish), 2094 nucleotides. RefSeq names its product zinc finger protein 25-like. NCBI's taxonomy places the organism in Eukaryota, Metazoa, Chordata, Actinopteri, Syngnathiformes, Syngnathidae. The record is from RefSeq and is a predicted model, not a curated record. The coding region runs from base 308 to 2089 and encodes 593 amino acids. The transcript has 4 exons.